CCGUAGUCCAAGGCUCAGAGUGUUAGGCCAGGGUUGUGGUACUAAUAAUGAAGGCUGCCUUAAGGCCUAUGGGCCGGAAGGAAGGAAGAGGCGGCAGUGGAGGCGGAGCAGAGAGAGCAGCAGCCUCCUUCGAAAAAGGGCGCCCUGCUGCUGCUGCUGCCUUGCCGUCUUUCCCUUCCCGCCCUCCGCCAUGGCCGAGUCCCCGGACCCCUUCUGGGCCGCCGUGGAGCUCCAUUGGGCGCGGGGCUUCGGCCCCAGCGAAGAGGCCUCGGCGGAGGCGGCCUGGCAGUGCUUGAGGCGCACCCUCGGCCCGGGAGGCCCUCUCCUCCAUAGUUACAGCCUUAUCUCUGUCUCUGACCUUCAGUCUCAACAACGUGUGGCUUGUUGUAGCCAUCUGACCUGGAGCUCUGAAGAGUUUAAUAAAUGGGUUCGCCAGAAUGAAGGCAUUUUGCCCAACGAAAGAAUUUUGCAACGGACUCAUUUGAUACUCUUUGGCUACUUAACAAAUGAAAGACUUGGGGAGAAAGACAGAUGGGUGGAUGGCAGUUUGUAUGUGCGAGACAACACUGGCAUCAUGCCCUGUGAGCUCCUGCAUUUUAAGCUUGACUGGCUAGGACGUUUGCUGUUGUUCCCCAGUUGGAUAUUCAUUCCCCAAGGGGACAAGGGCACUGCUGGAUAUGUGGAAAUACUAGAGGACCCAAUUCCAGUGAUACCUGGCCCAGAGAAGACUGUUAAUAUUGUCCCUAUCUUCUACCCAGGACCAGCUGCACAACUGCUCAGUGCCAGGGCUCAAUGUAAGAGGUUGGAAAAGUUGAAUCUGGCCGGUGAACUGCUCAGACUAAGCAAUAUUCUUCACAUCCACCACAAGACCUUCUUUUUCCUCUUCCUGAAGUGCUUUAGUUCAGCUGCUUACGUCCCAGUACUUGUACAAGAGGCUCACCACUUAGUUUGGCAACAUGCACUACAACUGGGGCAUAAGUAUGUACUAACCGAUUUGAAGAUCUCUUGCCUCAAAGCUUCUGAAAUGAAAAUAUUAGUUACCAGCUCUUCCUCACAACUUCUGCCUUACUGUACUGAACAAGUGAAGGAGCAAUUUCUGGAUAGUUCUACAGAGGGAAGUCCUGUUGUGUCUGUUCUGUGCAUGAGCAAUGUGCAGCCUAACAGAAUAUUGGAGGUGAAAGAGGAAGAGAAGAUGCUAGUUCCACAUAGGAAGUCCAAGAUGAUGUCCUAUACAGGCAUUAUUACCCAUGUGCUGAAUGCUCAGGCUGGCCUUUUUGAACUGGAUAAUAAGUUCACUCUCUGCCUUGCUUAUCAGCAGUUGCAGAAUUUUGGUCGUGGGCUCCGACCAGGAGCUCGCAUCGAGCUCCAAGAUGUCCACCUUGUGCAGAAGGCUGUGGCUACUUCUCCCUCUGUUCUUGGAGCUUGUCUGCGCAGCACGGUUGUGCUAAAGAGUUUUUCAGCAUACAGUGUUCUACAUCAGCCCAUUACAUAUCGUGGGAAUUUGUAUGUCCGGCUGCUCUUGUAUUAUAAUUUAAGCCUGCCAUUCUAUCUGUGGCUAGUCAACUUGCUAGAAACAUUUAAGCAGAGAUUCUGUUAUUUCAUUCCUCACCAUCAAGCCCUAGAUGCAGCAGAGAAGUUUAUUGUUCCAAUCCUGGAGUCUUUGGUGAUGCCCAGGAAACAAGAAAGAAACACACAUCUGGAGAUCCUGGCAGAAUCGCACCACUGUCCCAUAGAACAGUGUCAGAUUCUGGAGCCACCGUGUCAGAUUCCCUCUUUCUCCCUGCUGUAUCCUAUGGUUGAGAAGCAGUGCUGGGAAAGCUCCAGUCCUUCGCCACAACUAAGUUCAUCCUCAGAGAUCCACAACCGGAGUGCCCAGGAAGUUAAUCACAGAUUGGCCUGGUCCUGUUGCAGUUUAUCUGCUGAGAACUUUCAGCCACACAUGAUGUUGCUUGGAGUCCUGGGGUGCUCCAGAAGAGGGUAUCUCCAGUUACAAGACAAACAUAAAGCACUUCCUUGUGUAAUAUUCCACAGAGAUGGCAGACCAUUUGCUGAAACAUCUCUGAUAGGGUGUCUGCUGCAGGUUGAAAUAUUUCAGCUUAUAACGGAGCAAUUUCUUCAAUGUAACUUUCCACCUUGGCAACAGCUGGAGACACCCAAGUAUGUAAAGGACAAGAAAACAAGGCUUUAUGUUCAGUUCUUUUUUGAAGAUGCAAAGAUUCUUCAUACUCCUGAAAAGAGAGUCAUAAAGGACCCCAAACUCCCUGAAAAGAGAAAGACAGUGAGACCCAGAGCCUGCGAAAGCUCGUCUUCUGGGGUGAAGGGCAAUGACACCUCAACAGCUGAGCACAGAUCCUCAGAAGAUCUUAAUGUGGGAAAGGCAAAACCAGAGGCCAGCAUACCAGAACAUUCUGAGAACAGUGCUGGAAAAUAUAGUUCUGUCUCCCGUCUCUUUCUGGUGACUCAAAAAGAGGGGCUUGCACAGCGCAACUAUCUGCCCAGUUCAGAAAGCAAGGGAGAAGAUAAACAAGCAGCACAAGUCUGCUUUCAGGCUAUGGUGCUAUGGAUGAGCAAACCUGAGCUAUGCACAAGUCUUGAAGAAAGUGGGCGCCAUAUGAUUUCUGCUCCUGAAAAGACAAAUGAAGGCCAGCAGAACGUGUUGCUACUGUUCCAGAGGAAAUCGCUCCACUGGUUCCCAUUCCUUCACCCUGGUCAUAUGUAUCGACUUAUCAUACCUGGGUGUUCGGACUUGAACGUGUUUGACAAACCAAGUUUUUCGUUGGCACCAAGCAGCCUCUUGAAUUCAUUGAACUGCUCCUUGUUUCUGCGUAUACCAGACGGUGCUCUCCUGGACCAUGUGAACCAGAUUUCUCAGCUGGUUUCACCUGUGAUGGAACAAAAGCUGUUCUCCAUUGACGAGAUACUCAGCCCUAGGUUUACAGGAUCCCUGGUCUCUUUCUCUGGGGAAGUGGUGGAGAAGCAUUUGUGUCAAUUCCCUGCUGGAAGACAAUCAAGAACAAAUGCCCAACAUAAGGCAAACCGUCUGUCCUUGGAUUACACUGUAAAACUGAGCAUAUUACCAGCAGCUGCUUCCCCAAUUGGGCUGGAUGUGUACAUUGAAGCCCCUUUCCUGCCAUAUCUUUGGGGAGUGCUCCCAGGAGCCAGGAUUCUCUUCAGUGGCCUGCAGCGCAAAAUUUCCAGAUUCGGCAAUGUCUACUGUACUUAUAUUGCUUCUAGCUGCGUGAGAAUUCUGACUCCUCCACCCAACAACCUUUCUUCCCGACAUCUGGGUUCCACUUCUGUCCUCUCAGGAGUAUAUUUGUACAAUGUAGCACUGCAACCUCCUAGUCUGUGCCAAAUAGAGGCCACUUGCCACCUGACGUGUGUCCUUUUUAUGUCCCUGCAGUGGACUUGUUCUGUCUGCAGCAGCACCUUUAUAGAGGGCAGGUGCAGCCAGAAUCAUCCUCCUUGCUUGUCACAUACAGGAGUGACUAAAGCUAGUGCUAAAAUCCUAGUAGAAGAUGGAACAAGUGCGUUUGUGGUGUUAUGCAAGGACCAGCAAGUACAGAAAGUCCUGUCUCUGAACCCCAAGGAAUGGGAUAUUAUACAGCGUCAUGUUCAGAGCAAAGGCAGUGUCUACGUUCAGCCCAGCAAUGCUAGCUCUGGUCCCAGGAGAACUGAAGAGCCUGAAGACAUAUUAACUUCGUACUUGACAAGCUUAUGCAGAAGCCCAGUUGUCUGUCGGACCAUACGGUUGACUUUCCAACUGGAUAAAAAAUUCUCCAAGGUUCAGGAAGCAGGACCACGACAAUUAAGAAGGUUUUUCUCGAAUGAAUUAGAAUUCUUAAGUCAUACAAGGACUGAAUCAAACUUGGUAUGUCUGAACAUCCAGGAGGCUACGUAAACCAUGAAAAAAGAGGAGCAAAGCUCUGUACAUUUUCCUAUUUCUUGUUCUGCACAGAGGAAGAAUAAGGACACGUCUUUUAUAUGUACUUUGACAUUUGGAGGAGAUAUUUAAAGUUUUAUCAUGUACAGUCCUGUGUUCUGAAACUAUAUAUAUAUAUAUAUAUAUAUCACAUAGAUGCUUAUAGUAUAAAUUUACACAA
This is a messenger RNA of Sceloporus undulatus (fence lizard), 4103 nucleotides long. RefSeq names its product CST telomere replication complex component 1 (gene CTC1). Gene Ontology annotation, biological process: telomere maintenance via telomere lengthening; positive regulation of DNA replication. Gene Ontology annotation, molecular function: telomeric repeat DNA binding; single-stranded DNA binding. The coding region runs from base 191 to 3901 and encodes 1236 amino acids. NCBI's taxonomy places the organism in Eukaryota, Metazoa, Chordata, Lepidosauria, Squamata, Phrynosomatidae. Gene Ontology annotation, cellular component: CST complex. The transcript is spliced from 23 exons. The record is from RefSeq and is a predicted model, not a curated record.